AGCAAAUGGACACGCCUCCGAGAGUACAGUGUGUGAAGAUGGAUGAGAUGGUGCCAGAUCUCGGGGAGAGGAUUUUGGAUGUUGGCCAUGGCGGGAGCAGCUCUGUGUUUACCCCGUGCGCCAUCGACGCUCGUUUCUGGUGCUGGUCACCAAGAGUGUGGAUCAUCGGAAUGUUCGGCCACCUCCAGGUUCUGCGAGCGAGGCGCAAUCCAUCUCGCAGUCGCACGAUCGGAAUUGUUUAGGAAUCGAUUUCGCAGCCGCUCUGCUUCCAUGAGUCGCUGCUGUAGUUUCCCCGUGUCCGAGUUCAGGGUCUGCCAAGUGAUUGCCUCCGGGGCUGGUGGUAGACUCGCGCCUUACUCUCAGAGAAUAAUCGAUGGUUGCGUUGGAGGUCACAGGUCUGACGAGAAUCGCCUCGUGGUCAGCCACAGUCGAAAAGGAGCCUUCGAUCGCUGCCGCAGAGUUGAGCUAAACCAGCUGAAUUUCUGCAAUUGUGGGAGUCCGGUGUCGUUUAGGGUUCACGCCAGCGCCAGUGACGAGCGUGCGACGAUCGUGGGCUCGAGCGACGAGCAAAUAGAGCAACUUCGAUCAGAGGACGAGCCCCUUCCGACUAUGGAGGAAAUUCAGGAGGUGGCAGCAGAGCAGGGAUUGAAGAUUGAAGUCCGGACGCUGGGGCCAUGGUUUCAGAUCAAUCUGAUGAGCGCCGACGAGAAAAUCACGAUGGGCACUGCAGAAGGAUUUGAGACUUGGUGGAUCGAGGGCAAGAUUCUGCAUUUGGAAUCCGUUCGUUUGACUAAGGACGCCCCGAAGGGUGUUUCAGUUUUGGGUCCUGGAUUUCUGGUCGGUGCCGCUUGCGUGCGCUAUGGGCUUGACAAGAAUUGCCCAAAAGCAGAGCUUCUGGCCAUCAACGACGAUGACACCACUCACUCCAAGCUGGUUCGAUAUUACUCAAGACUGGGUUUCAAGACCAGGUAUGAGGUGACAGGAGAGGGCUGGGCCGAACUUCCCGACAGGGUAGUGUGGGGCGGAGUUGGUACGCGUAUGGAUGCAGAUUGCUAUCAGCUCUUAAGAAAGUGGGCCAAACUACUCAGACCCAAAUCUAAACAAGAGGGAUUGAGUAGUAGCAAGGGCUUUUCAUCGGAUAAAGUACAGCAAAAGAAAUAAAACAUUCUUCUGUUCCACAUUUCUGUACUCGCCAUCUGAGAAAAUGAACUGACGUUGUCAAUGGAAUCGGUAGUUUGGAACAAGUUCCGUAAAAACCACAGUUCAGAACCAAUCUUCCUCCUACACCACGGUUCAGAAUUCUCACAAACUAAACGUGAACACAUUGAUCCUCAAGUUUAUCACUUGACUAUGCCAACAUUUCAUAAACCGGAAGUCAGAAGAGCAAUCAGUCAUCGUACAACCCGAACGCUUGAUUCUCUAUGUCCUUGUGUGUGUACACAUGGUGUCCUGGCCUUUCGUCACAGCUCUAGACCACAUACUACGCCACUGCCUUCACACCUUCAGUUAUUUUAUGCCCAGCCCUAUUGUGCUCGUGUGCCAAGUAAAACUGAGUCUACAAUCGGUA
Marchantia polymorpha subsp. ruderalis is the source of this 1567-nucleotide messenger RNA. The record is from the annotation of a GenBank genome assembly. Lineage: Eukaryota; Viridiplantae; Streptophyta; Marchantiopsida; Marchantiales; Marchantiaceae.